GGCUUUAUCUAAAUGUCCUGCCAAGGAGUGUGCUUCGAAGCCUUGAUGAGCGCUGAGCAAUGGCACGAUAAUCCGAGCUGCGCCCUCCUUUGUAGUCCCAUACCGUCCUUCGACCUUGCUCCUUCAACAUCGAAGUCUUUGCACUACCAGUCGGUACGAUGGCCCUACCUCCCACUUACGAAGAGAUCCGCUACAUCGCCGAUAGGGCCGUCUCCAUAUUCAAUGAGAACGGAUACGACUGCUGCCUGUUUGGAAGCACAGCCUGUGCUCUAUACGGAGGGACGAGAUGCCCCAAUGAUGUGGACUUGAUUGUGCUCGCACCGCAUGCGAACAAUGAAUACCUGAAACAGCUGCUGGUGGACGAGGAUGAUCAGUUCUAUCUGGUACCCUCCAGGAGCCGCCGUGCAACCUACGAAGUGCUAUGGUACAGCUUACCAUCCACCCGGCGUGGCACGCAGCGCGGAUGCAAGGUCGACAUCCUCAUCCCGGGCAAUCUGAACAUCCCGGACAUUCCCAGCGAGCAGAUCAAGCGCAAGAAUUACCUGCCUGUCAUGCCGUUGCUGCCCCUGUUGCUCAUGAAGCUUCAGGGCUGGACGGAUCACCGCGAUUCGAACCGGGAGGAUUUCCAGGAGAAGCAGCACGUUGACGUAGAGGACAUCGACGAACUCUUGUCGAUCACCUGCAGUACGCGCACGCGCAUCAGCAGCAACAGCCUCAGCUGGCUCCCUGGUGAAUUUGUGCAAGACGGUCAGGAUCGUAUCCGCGAAUACGUGGAGGAGUUCCCGCAGUCAGCCCUGCAAUGGCAGACUCUCGGUUUUGAAGCAUACUAGGACAGAAACCUGAGUAGUCGAUCUCUAAACCUCAGUGCUCACGCUGGUUGCUCUGCGCUGAAGACUUCACGCCGUGGAGGUUCUCUUUAUUGCCAUUGAUGACGGGCAUCGGCAUUUUUGGGAUCGG
This is a messenger RNA of Rhodofomes roseus, 957 nucleotides long. RefSeq lists its product as uncharacterized. Bases 159 to 830 code for a protein of 223 amino acids. Lineage: Eukaryota; Fungi; Basidiomycota; Agaricomycetes; Polyporales; Fomitopsidaceae. The record is from RefSeq and is a predicted model, not a curated record. The transcript has 3 exons.